UUGAGUGAUGGGCAUUCCCGUUCUCCCAUCGGAAGCACUACUCCACUAGAGCUUACUCUCUUAUAAGCACCUUCUUCGACUUGAAUUCCUGUACAACUCAGCUUCGUAGACUCUUCCGUUGGGUUCACAAACGAUCAAGAUUACGACUGAGUCGUACGAACGUCUGAUAUCAUGGCUUUCAUACUUACACAUCCCUACCUGUUUCUGGCAGCGUAUUUCUCAUUACUCCCCUUAUCCCUAUUCGUAUAUCGCUUAUUCCUACAUCCGCUUGCGAAGAUACCAGGACCGAGACUCGCCGCCAUCACAAGUCUAUGGUAUGUAUACCAGGUAAAGCAAGGCCGGAUGGCGGCCCUUAGCAAGAACUUGCAUAAGAAGUAUGGACCAGUGGUUCGGAUAAGUCCGAAUGAAGUCUCAUUCGAUUCCAGAGAGGCUUUCCAGGCAAUUUAUACUGGAAGCCACUAUAUUGAAAAGGGUGACUUUUACUGGGCCCUAAGUGGCAACCCGGGAACGAUAGACUGGCGAUUUCGUCGACACCCAGGCGACGCCUUCGCCUUUAAUGGAGAGCUUGAUAUGCAGCGCUACAAGAGCCAUAGAAAGAGCAUCACGGGCACGUACACCACAGCCUCUCUUAAGAAAUAUAGCGAUCGUAUCGAUGAGGUGGUGGAUCGUUUCAUUGCCAAGUUAAAGACGCAGGAAGGAGAGGAACUGGACCUUGCCGAAUGGAUGCAUCUCGCCGUUGUCGAGUGUCUUUGUGCCAUCACUCUAAACUGGUCUCCCGGGUUCAUCAAGGAUGAAAGUGACCACGGAUUCCUCGCCAAGAGCAUCAAGCAAUGGCGGCAGAUCACCGCUUUCGGCUCCUUACAAUCGUGGCUUAUUAUUGUCCAAAAAUGGCCUUCGCUUCGAUCCAGGGUCGCUAAGCUCUUCGGAGUUGAUAUCAAGUUACCUGCGAGUUAUGUGCCAUUUGAGCCACGAGCCCUCGAAAUCAUAAAAGCCCGCACCGCCGCCUUCGUCUCCUCGGAGAAACAACUCCACCCCGCCCACACCGACGCAGAAGCCGAAGCCGCAGCCCCAGACAUGCUAUCGGAGCUCCUCGCCGCCACAACCACAAAGCCGAACUGGAAAGUGCACUACGCCUCCACGAUGGCAAGUUUCAACUUCGUCGCGGGGCACGAAACCACGACCUCGAUCGCCGCCUCCGCCCUCUCCGCCAUCAGCACUUCCACCGGCGUGCAAUCGCGCAUCCAAGCCGAGCUCGACGAACACAACGGCGACUUCGAUAAAUGCCGGUACCUGCAAGCCGCGAUAAAAGAAACGCUCCGCAUCCACCCCGUCACAGCUCUCGCGUUGUGGCGGAAAGUACCCGCGGGCGCGCCGUUGAGGAUCCAUGGAUACACGUUUCCGCCCGGAACAACGGUCGGGGUCAACGUCCCGGCCAUGCAGGUGAACCCGACGAUCUUCGGCGCGGACGCGGCGCAGUUCAGGCCCGAGAGGUGGCUGGAGAGCGAGGAGGCGUGGCGGAUGCUUGAGCGCGUGAGUUUGGCGUGGGGUGGUGGCGCGCAUACUUGUCCCGGCCGCAACUUGGCGGAGCUUCUGCUUGCGAAGAUCGUGGCGGGCGUGUUGAGGGAGUUCGAGGUCGAGGUUGUGGAGAGGCCGGAUGUGGGCAUGAUGAGGAGUUUCACGUAUGUGGCGAUUAUGACGGGUGUGAAGGUGCGGUUUUGGCCGAGGGAGAGGGUGUAGAUGAUGGUGUGGUGGUGAAGAAGAGUGGAGUUGGGUUUGGGGAUUUUGGUGUAUAUUAGGUAUUAUGUAGGUAGGUUUGUAUGUAAGUAGUUUGGUAUAGUGAUGCUAGUAUUUUCUUGGUAGUUAUACUAAAUAGGUAGGUACCUAGGUGUACGCAUGUUGCUAGUCUCAUGGAUGGCUCAAUCUUUUUAUUACGGCCCUAGACAUUCUGACCGACGACGCUCAUUGCGUUGGGUAGUUGAUCUUGGGACACAUUUCUGAGAUAGUCUUCCCAAGUUACAGGUUUCACCUGAGGAUAUUUGUCAUUAUCAUAUUGA
This is a messenger RNA of Annulohypoxylon maeteangense, 2054 nucleotides long. Its product is annotated as cytochrome P450. The transcript has 5 exons. NCBI's taxonomy places the organism in Eukaryota, Fungi, Ascomycota, Sordariomycetes, Xylariales, Hypoxylaceae. The coding region runs from base 172 to 1737 and encodes 521 amino acids. The record is from RefSeq and is a predicted model, not a curated record. Gene Ontology annotation, molecular function: monooxygenase activity; heme binding; iron ion binding.